AUGCUUCUCACAUCUCGUUUUCUCCUCCUUGCCGCUGCACUGCCGCUCGUGGCUGCGUCCCUAGAGCACGCGCCCCAGCACGCGCGCCGCUCGCGUCACCACAGUGCAGCUCUUCAAUAUCGUCAUUACCGUCGCGCCACUGCUGGAAAGUGCAUCGCCAAGUCGUGGGAGGAAGUCGCUGGCGACGAUGUUGAGCCCUUUGACUACAUCAUCGUCGGUGGCGGAAAUGCAGGUCUGACUUUAGCUGGCAGACUCAGCGAGGAUGACGACGUAACGGUCGCCGUCAUCGAAGCUGGACACUCUGGCUUUGCCCACGAAGACGAUCUACUUACGCCCAAUGGCGCUUACUACAACUCUUCUGUCGGCACCGACCUAGACUGGAAGCUGCAGACCGAUGCUCAGGCGCAGGCAGCUGACCGUCAACUAGCUCUUCCUCGCGGAAAGGUGCUCGGUGGCUCUUCAGCCAUCAACGGACUGUACUACGUUCAAGCCUCUGUCCGUGAGCAUCAAGUGUGGAGCCGCAUCGCAGGCUCGCGCAAGCUCUGGGGCUGGCACUCUUUCCGCGACGCUCAUCAGAAGAGCACAACGUACGUCGGCAACUCUGUCAAGGAGCUCAAAGAGUACACGAGCAAGUACAACGACACCGUCGGUCACAGCGGACCUCUUCACGUCGGUUUCCCGGAGAGAUCGUACCAAGCCGUCGCGCAGUGGGUGCCCGCAUUCGCUUCUCUGGGCAUCAAGCAGGCAGAAUCGCCAUACGACGGUGAGACGCAGGGCGCUUACCUCGCUGCCUCGACCAUCGACGAGAACAGUCACCGUUCCUUCUCGCGCAACGCGUACAUCGACCCCAUUUGCAACACCCGCGACAACAUCAAGAUUCUUCCCAACCAAGUCGUCACCAAGGUCGUCAUCGAAGACGAUGAGGAUGAGGACGGUCUGCGCCGUGCGCUCGGCGUGGAGUUCGCCGCAUCCGCUGACGCGCCAAGGGUCCUACUAACGGCCAGACGCGAAGUGAUUCUGUCUGCCGGCGCCUACCAGACUCCGGCCAUCUUGCAGCGUUCUGGUAUCGGCCGCUCCGAGCUCCUCGAAAAGCACAAGAUCGACGUCGUCAAAGACCUGCCUGGUGUGGGUCGCAACCUGCAGGACCACCUCAGCGGACGAAUCGAGGCGCAAACAAAGGAUGGCCUCGUUGGUCCUGCGUACAGCGCCGGCGACAAGGCUCUCAACUCUUACGUUGACUCGGCCGUAGCCUACCUUUCUCUCGAGCAAAUCUAUGGCAACAAUACCGAACAGGUCCUCAAGCGCGCCAAGACGGCCAGCGAUGCCUACCUCGAUGCGGCCAAGCUGCCCAGCGAGGUCAAGAAAGGUUACAAGAAGCAGUAUGACUUGCUCUUGAACGAUUUGCUGCCCGAGAAGAAGUCGGACGGCUUGACUGGUCACGCAAAGCCCGCACUCGAGGUGCUGCUGGGCACCAUGACGGCUGGAAAGAUUGCCAUCGAAGGUGCCAUUCAAGCGCCGUUUUCGCGAGGCUACGUGCACAUCAAGUCGGCCAACGCUUUUGAAGCUCCCGUCAUCGACCAUCAGUACCUGGCGCACGAGACGGACAUGGAACUGACGAUCGCCGCUGGUCGAGUGCUCACGCAAGUGAUCCAAACGGAGCAGUUCAAGAGUCUGACCGUGCAAGAUGCUGCACUCGCCGACAAGACGCACGACGAUUGGAAGAAGUGGGCGCAGGAGACGACGGAGACGAACUACCACCCUACCGGUACCGCUUCGAUGCAAGCAGAGGAAGACGGCGGAGUGGUCUCCGACGAGCUUCGCGUCUACGGAACGUCCAACCUUCGAGUCGUGGACGCUUCCGUCAUUCCCAUCUCGCUCAGUGCGCACACGCAGAGCGCCGCAUACGCUAUUGCCGAGAUCGCGGCGGAUUCGAUCAAAAAGACUCGCGCUGAAGGUGAUGCUGAACCUAUUGAGGAAUGCGCCUUGGAGGAAGAUGAGGAUGAGGAGAGCUGCGAUGCUGAUGGCCAGGAUCAAGAGGAGGAGGAGGCCGACUCUGAGCCCGAAGAGGAGGAGAAGACGUGCAAGCGCAAGACGCAGUAG
Molecule: messenger RNA, 2100 nt
Organism: Ceraceosorus guamensis
Lineage: Eukaryota; Fungi; Basidiomycota; Exobasidiomycetes; Ceraceosorales; Ceraceosoraceae
Product: alcohol oxidase
Exons: 1
Coding region: 1-2100 (699 amino acids)
Molecular function (GO): flavin adenine dinucleotide binding; oxidoreductase activity, acting on CH-OH group of donors
Source: RefSeq, a predicted model, not a curated record